GAUAAUCUUCUCCUUGCUUCCAAAUUUAGAAUCUUUUCAAACAUAAUUGAAUUGGAAUGUUCCAAAUAAUCGCUUGGAACCUUGUUUUUGCAUUUCCCCUUUGGCUUUGAAUAAUCCCUUGCAAUCUUGUUUUCAAUUUCCGCUGUGAGUAAUCUAAUUGUGUCUGAGCGGCAGAUGGAGAAACUCAAAGAGUACCAGCCAUUCUCUAGAAUCCCUACUGCCAUAUUAAGGGAAAUUCUGGGCAGAGUUCCGAUUAAGACGUGCUUAGCUUGUAAGCUUGUUUGCAAAGAAUGGUAUCACAUCGUUGUCGAUCCAGAUUUCUCUUCACACCGCCUCCAUUGCAAUGCGUCCCGAUCUACCAUCUUGUUUUACAAGAACACUCGACAUAUCGGUGGGGUGUUUACUUUCAACUUGCUUGAGCUUGAAAAGACCCUAUAUGACGAUGAAUUCGGUAAUUGUAUUCUGGGUGUUGAUAGUGUGAUCAGGGUUCAACCAAAAGUUGACUCAUUGGAGCUAUGGUAUCCGAGGUCUCAUUGCAAUGGGGUUGUUUGUUUGGAAAGUAAGAUGGGAAGAUACUUUGUAUGCAAUUUGCUCACUGGCCAGUGUGUGGAUGUCCAUAAUCCGUAUGAACUGAACUGGGGUUAUUUUAUAAACAAUUGUAAACUGGGGUGUUGCCUGGUGACAGGACAAUUCAAGGUUCUCAUGUUUUUUUGUAAGUUUGGGGCUAAUAAUAAUGUGCUAGCAAAGAUACAAACUUUGGGCACCUAUGAAUUGAGGAGUGUGGACAAUCCAUCCUUUGGGGACCUGAAUAGUGGUGAUGGAUGCUUUCUGAAUGGGUCUAGUCACUGGUGUGGUCUGACCUACAUAAGGGCCUUUCAUUUUGGGAAGGAGGAAUUUUUGCAGAUUCCAGUGCCCGUCGGCGCAUCUUACAAGAAGAAGAGGAAAGAAUUGAGUGUUUUGGACUCUUGCCUAUGUUUGAGUUGUUUCCCACAGUCCCAUAACCCGAAUGUCCAUGUUCAGAUGGACGUAUGGAUCAUGAAGGAAUAUGGUGUCAAAAGUUCUUGGGUGAGGCAAUUUGUCAUAGUGAGUGACCCCUGGAGUUUGCCUCUAAUGCACAUGGAUAAGGGGAAGCUACUUGUAGGGACUAGAUUUGGAAUGUACUUAUAUGAUCCGCAAACCCAUGUCUCUAAGAGAGUGAAAUAUGAGCUCGGUGGGCUUUUUCGUCACAUGGUGCCGUUCACGGAGUUUGAUGCAAGAUUCUUUAGGUUUUAAAGAUCAGACUGGCAAAGAUCCAACUGGCAAAGACACAGACUUUGGGUAGCAGUGAAUGGAGGAAUGUGGGAAAUGCGCCCUUGAAGAUUAAGACUGUUUGUUUCAGCCUCUUAAUGGUUCAGAUGUCUGAAUGGUUAAGAGAUUUGCCUCUGAAUGGUUAAGUAUUAUACAGAGUCUGAAUGGUUAAGAGCUGUUAUCUGAAUUGAUCAGACAUUUGCCUCUGAAUAGUUAAGCAAUAUACUAGCUCUUAAUGG
Molecule: messenger RNA, 1526 nt
Organism: Cuscuta campestris
Lineage: Eukaryota; Viridiplantae; Streptophyta; Magnoliopsida; Solanales; Convolvulaceae
Source: the annotation of a GenBank genome assembly